This is a messenger RNA of Scedosporium apiospermum, 1767 nucleotides long. RefSeq names its product Phosphate-repressible phosphate permease. The record is from RefSeq and is a predicted model, not a curated record. Gene Ontology annotation, biological process: phosphate ion transmembrane transport. Bases 1 to 1767 code for a protein of 588 amino acids. Gene Ontology annotation, cellular component: membrane. The transcript is spliced from 4 exons. NCBI's taxonomy places the organism in Eukaryota, Fungi, Ascomycota, Sordariomycetes, Microascales, Microascaceae.
AUGGUGCUGUCACGGUACAACUACCUCUUCGCGGUAGGCACAAUCUUUGCCUUCCUAGAUGCCUGGAACAUCGGUGCCAACGAUGUGGCCAACUCCUGGGCCAACUCGGUCGCUGCGCGAUCCGUUUCGUACAUCCAGGCCAUGUUUCUAGCCUCCAUAAUGGAAUUCAGCGGUGCCCUCGGUGUAGGUGCUCGCGUUGCCGAUACGAUUCGUACGAAGGUUGUCGACACCAGCGCUUUCAAGGACACCCCCGAGCUCCUCAUGCUUGGCAUGGUCUGCGCUGUCAUCGCUUCGUCUACUUUCCUUACCAUCGCUACCAAGUGCGGUUUCCCCGUCUCUACCACCCACUCCCUCCUCGGUGGAGUCAUUGGUAUGGGUAUAGCCACUGUUGGCGCCAACGGCGUCAAGUGGGUCGGAAGCAGCAAGGACGGCGCGACCGGCGUCAUUACCGGCGGUGUCGUCCAGGUCUUCCUCGCGUGGGUCAUCGCCCCCGUUCUGUCAGGUAUCUUCUCCGCCCUCAUCUUCACCAUCACCAAGUACGCUAUCCUGCUCCGCAAAAACCCUCUCAAGAUGGGUCUCUGGGCCGUGCCUGUGUACUUCUCCAUCGGCGCUGCACUCCUCGCCAUGUUGCUCAUCUGGAAGGGCGGCAGCUACAAGGUCGACCUCACUGACGCCCAGAUUCCCGGUGUCAUCGUCGGAACCGGCAUUGGUUUCGGUCUCCUCGUCGGCCUGACGCUUGUGCCGUGGCUCUACCGAGUCAUCUACCUCGAGGACUGGCAGAUGAGGUGGUACCACAUCUUCCAAGGUCCCUUCCUCUUCAAGAGGGGUCCGGUUCCCCCCGCGCCCGAAAGCUUCAAGGGCCCGGUCAAGAACUUCUACGAGGGCCAUCUCACUGUUGAGGAGCUUGAGGCUAGGCGUGCUAGGGCCCGCGCUGCCCGCGGUGAUGUUGAGAAUGGCUCGGGUGACAAGACUGACGGUGCUAUUGCCGGUGAGAAGGUCGUCGGUUCGGACUGCUCCGCGGACCACUCCACGGGCGAGGUUCAGGAACAGCCCCAGAAGAAGUCUCUCGUCGGCCCCAAGCCCGAUGGCCCUUGGUAUUCGGGACACGUCCUCUUUUGGUACGUCAAGUGGGCUCUUCUCCGUGGUGUUGACCGCGACGUCGUUAGCGCCCAGUCCGAGAAGACCGUCAUUGGCGGUGACAUUCAGGAAAUGCAUGCCCGUGCCCAGCAGUUCGACAACAAGACGGAGUACCUCUUUACCUUCCUUCAAAUCAUGACUGCUGCCACGGCCUCCUUCACCCACGGCGCCAACGACGUCUCUAACGCCAUCGGUCCCUACGCUACCAUUUACGAAAUUUGGGACUCGGGGGUCCUUCCCGAAUCGGGAAAGUCUCAGGUACCCACCUGGAUUCUCGUAUUCGGCGGCGCCGGAAUUGUGAUCGGCUUGUGGAGCUACGGCUAUAAAAUAAUGUCGAAUUUAGGAAACCGCUUGACGCUCCAGUCACCAUCGCGAGGUUUUUCGAUUGAAAUGGGUGGUGUUAUCGCUAUUAUCAUGGCUACGCGUCUCAAGCUCCCCAUUUCGACCACACAGUGCAUCACCGGUGCUACUGUGGGCGUUGGUCUCUGCAAUGGUGAUUGGCGGGCUAUCAACUGGCGUAUGGUUGCCUGGAUUUACCUCGGGUGGUUCAUCACCCUCCCUUGCGCUGGUAUUAUCUCUGGUGUUCUCAUGGGCUUCAUUAUCAACGCUCCUCGCUGGCCGAUGUCCUAA